AAAUACGGAGAAAGUAUCAGCAUUUUUGAGUUUUUAAGUCACUAUUUUGACAUACGGGAUCGUCUUCUUUUGGCUUCCACACCUAACUGACCACGAACUGUGUUUGUAGUUAUUACAUCUUCGAAAAGAUAACUUGUUAAAUUGCGCUGUUUAAUUUAUCAGUGUGUCAACUUUCAAAAAGCUUCGCAGACGUCAGUCAUGCUGUUGUUGGCGUGUUUUCAUCUGAGGACAGGCAAGUUUACGUUCUUGACUCCAACUCAGUCUAUUAUCUCCAGCCUUCCUUACACUGGUGUCAGAAAUGGCAGCCUGCCAGAUCGCCUCUACAGCACUGCCAAAAUGAGGAAACAGGAGAGCCACUUUUGUGGGGAGCUGGGCCACAUCACAUGCAACUGCCCAGCACCGGUACCAUGGAGCCCAGCACCCCCGGACAGCACAUCUACACGCAACCUGCCACAGCUCGGGGUUGGCCACCUGGACCCACCAGAUGCUGCACCUUAGUGGACAUGAGGUCCACCACCUCCCUGGUGUGCCCGGGGACACUGCUGGGGACAGAAGUGCCAAGACCCUGGAGUUGGAGGGCCACCAAGCACCGCAUCACCAUGAUCACUGGCAAGAGUGCAAAGAUGUGAGGAGACAGGAUGCUCAAAUUGACUGUUGCUGACUGCACUGUUGAGCAUCAUCAGCCUUGACCUGCUGGUGGAGAGGGGGGCCAUGGUAAAAGUGCCUGGGGCUGCACUAUGCCUGGGUAGGAUGCCAUGGCUCUCCACACUGCUAUAGGGAAUGGAUGAGCCCAACUGCCACACUGGAUCGGCCGGCUGGAGUGUCACACAUUUCACCAGGGCCAGCCAGGGGCUCAUCCAUACCUACACCUGAGUGUGUACCAAAACCAGGUGAGCUAGAGAGAGGGCUUGUACAAGAAGAGCUACAGAAGGAAGAAGAACUGGUGUGGUCAGCACACCAAGGAAUCGGACACUGCCACACGACAGCUUCCCCCGCCAGCAGAUGUGGGGACUCCCUCGCAGCCCAGAGGGUGCUGACCCAGCACUCACCUGCUGCCCUGCAGCAGCACCAGAACAGCUCGUCCUGACCGGGGGCAACACUCCAGGCCUCGUAUGCACUGCCUCAAUAAGUUGGAGGCCAUUGUGGUGGAGAUGCAGGACCCAAAAAGUGGAGUGAGAGGUGUGGAGCAGAAACUCAACAUUACUAUUAUCCCACAUGUCAUUUCUGGUAAGGACAUCAUUGCAUGGAUUGCUAACAAGAUGAAAACCCCUCCAGAAGAGGCUCUUGCCUUUGGCACCAUGUUAGUGUCCUAUGGCUACAUCUAUCCCCUGCAUAACCACAAGAAGCUGGUCAUGUGCAAUGACACCAGCCUUUAUCGCUUCCAGACCCCAUACUUCUGGCCUACACAGAAGUGGGUUGCAGAAGACGUUGACUACGCCAUUUACCUGGCAAAGAGGAACAUCCGCAAAAAAGGUGUAUUAGAACCCUAUGAACAGGCACAUUACAACCACCUUCAUGAAUGGCUGAACUACAAGUGGGACUUCAUUGUAAUGCAGGCCACUGAACAGUACAAGGCUGGUAAAGAGAGGAAGAAGCCGGAUCGUGUGGUGUUUGACUGCCAGGAGAGGGCUUAUUGGAUAGUGAACAGGCCUCCGCGUCGUACUCACAGUGCUAUGGAUUGUGGUCCAGACCGUCUUAUUGAUCCCAAUGCAGAUGAGAAAAUCACCUUUGACCAGUACAGACGCAUGAACAUGUUCUAUCAACAAGCCAUUAUGAGGUCAAAGGUCAAAUCAAGUGUGUCCCUUGGAGUACUGGUCAAGUACAUCACAACAUACAAAAACCAUGACCCGUUCCUGGCUCCCUGUCUACCCAGCAACCCCUGGCAAACAGAUACCGACACAUACUGGACACUCAACAUGAGAAGAGUUGACAUUCCUACUAAGAUGCGAGUAGAGCGCUGGUCCUUCGGCCUAUUUGAAUUGCUGACUGACCUGCGAGGCCGAGACGACUUCAAGAUCUUCCUCAAGAAAGAGUUCAGCGGGGAGAACUUGGCUUUUUGGGAAGCAGCUGAAGAACUGAAGUGGGGCACUGCAUCUUCCAUAUCAACAAAAGCUGAGAGCAUCUUCAAGACCUUCCUGGCCCCCGGUGCCCCACGCUGGAUCAAUAUUGAUGGUAGGACAAUGGGUCUGACAGUGAAAGGCCUAGAACACCCUCACCGCUACGUGCUGGAAGCAGCUCAGACACAUGUCUUCAUGCUCAUGAAAAAGGACACUUUCUUCCGUUACCUUAAGUCACCAGUGUACAAAGACAUCCAGAAGAAGGCACUGAACCCUGCUCCUCAUAACUUCAGUGCUGCCCAACUGGAGCAAAAUGCUCAGAACCAAAACCCAGGCAUUCAUCCCAUAAUCCUCUGGAAGCAGGAAGAGGAAGAAAAAGUCAAGGCCGCAGCUGCCUCUGCUCCUGUCGAUAUCAAGGCCGUGAUGAGCAAAAUAGACAGAAGAAAUAGAGAUAUACAGUAGAAGUGUGUGCUUGUGUUGUACAUGUCAUGUCAAAUGCCAAGUAUAAACACUGGAGCCCGCUUUGUGUUAUGGGCUACAGAAGGAAUUGUAUCACACUUCGUUGUUCUAUUAGAAUAUUAUAGAAUGUGAGAAUUGAGUUUUCAUGGAUACAUACUUGAUGGUGGAGGCAGAGAGAGAACUAGUGGCCCAAACUUAGCCAAAGUCCCAGAUUAGAUAGCUUGGGAAAAUGACAGUGACUGAUUGGGAGUGGGCACACAUUUAUUAAUCUGCUUUAUUAAAUUUCGAUCAUAGAGUGCCAGGUCUUCAUGUCACUACAUUUACAAGUCAUACACAAACAGUAGAAUAUCUACAAUAAUCAUAACCUGGGCCCCUUGUUAUGGAGGAGAAUAAGUCUAAUGGAUGUUGAUUGGAGAGAAACAUGACAACCAUCUUAUAUACAGUACUCAACUAGAACAUACCUUGUGGCACUACUCUGUGCUACAGUAGAGCCACAUUACUAAACUCUGGCUGUAUAACAUUCCAUCAAGAUUGAAAUCCUCACCAGUUUUUUAGGAAGUCCUGCAAUACACUCAAGUGCUUGCCAUAAGUUGGUUAUAUUCUGUCAAGUCAUGUCAAAAUACAGUAAGUACAGUGUAUCAACAAACCUAAAUUCAAAUGUAAGUAGUUACUGAGGAAUGAAUUAAGAGUGACCAGAUAAUCAAAAUGUUGAGUAGCUCCUGAAUAACUCACUCAAUGAUAAUAAUAAUGAUAAUAGAUAGUUAUGAAUUGCCGGAUAGGCUACAUAUAUAAAUAAAUAUUCCCAAAAGUAAAGUGAUCCAUCCUACUGAGUAGUCCCUCUCUCAUUACUUGAUUUUCUGACCUGAAGUAUAGUGGCAGAUCUAGAAAAUUUUACAGUGGGUAGCAAAGGGAUGGCAAGACGUUGUGGAAGGGUGGCAUGAUUUGCACAUAUAUUGUUUUAUGUCCCAGAUAUAUAAUAGACUUCAAACUUAUUUUGUUUAAUGAAAUGCUAUGUUACUACACUGGAACUUAUAUUUAAGUGACAGAGAAUAAAAUCCUACCUUGAGAUCCAGCUGGAAUUCUUGUCUCCCUGUCUCUUCAUCUUUCCCUGCUUCUGUCCCUCUUUUUGACUGUGUUUUAUCCUAAUCUACAGUACUCCACACAUUUUCUUUUUUAUUUCCUCACCCGCUCUGUGCAUUUGUCCUGCUAUGUCCUGCCCACUCUCUUCUCCUUUUCAAUUUCUCUGCAUAUUCUGUCCAUCAAAGUGUUUUCAUGUUGAAAUAUUGAAAUUUCUUGAUUUCUGAUUUGCACUGCAGACCAGUCCAACUACUGUGACCUAGGAUAGUCAGGAUAUGAAACCUCAUGAUUAAAAUACAUUACAUUGUAUGAACAUGUAAUUAAUAAGUUAAAACAAAACUAAAAUAUUAAAGAUUUAACACCAAAUGAUAGAUAUUUAAUUGUUAGGUCACAUGCCAAUGUUGUGCCUCUCUAUCUCUCCUUGGGCUUUUGGUGGAGC
This is a messenger RNA of Monopterus albus (swamp eel), 4032 nucleotides long. It is a transcript of the gene rgs9a, whose product is annotated as regulator of G protein signaling 9a. The record is from RefSeq and is a predicted model, not a curated record. Gene Ontology annotation, biological process: G protein-coupled receptor signaling pathway; positive regulation of GTPase activity; regulation of G protein-coupled receptor signaling pathway. Gene Ontology annotation, molecular function: GTPase activator activity. NCBI's taxonomy places the organism in Eukaryota, Metazoa, Chordata, Actinopteri, Synbranchiformes, Synbranchidae. The transcript is spliced from 19 exons. The coding region runs from base 1113 to 2519 and encodes 468 amino acids. Gene Ontology annotation, cellular component: plasma membrane; cytoplasm; neuron projection.